GGCCGGUGAGUGGUCCUAUCUUUUCCUCACUUCAGCUUUUCCUACUCAACCACAGUAUCACUCACGGCAAAGUCCCACUUGGGACAACUCCACGCAAGAACGAGAGGGGGGGCUGGUAGCUGGGAUAGCGAAUGUUUACUUUGGGGUUGAGAGUGUCGUGCAAGUGUUGGUUUGAGUCACCCACUGAGGUGCGUAUUCCAUGAAGUAUCCUCUUGUUCUUGUCUUGUUCUCUCCACAGCUUCACAGUGCUGUGCAGGCCAAGCGCCACGUGCAUGUCCCUAUCUCUAUUCGGCCCUUCAAAUGGUCCGAUCCAUCUCCACUUUCUACAAAUUUAUGUCGGACCCUAUUUGAAGGAUGGUAUUGUACGAUUCUCUGUAUCCCACAGAAGAUAUUGAUUGCUGGCGCAAUAGUGAGCAGCCACAUUUUAUAUAGUCACGCACCAUAUCAUCUUGCUCGAAGUUCAAGCAUACGCGAGUUGUGGAUUUCGCAGAGGCCGUUGCUAGUAAGUUAGCGAACAUACCUAUUGUCCCAUCAACUCUUAUACAAUGUCCAUAGACGUACCUGAAGCGUUUCUCGAUCUCGACAAUGGCAGGACGAUGUACUA
Suillus plorans is the source of this 604-nucleotide messenger RNA. RefSeq lists its product as uncharacterized. The transcript has a single exon. Bases 200 to 511 code for a protein of 103 amino acids. NCBI's taxonomy places the organism in Eukaryota, Fungi, Basidiomycota, Agaricomycetes, Boletales, Suillaceae. The record is from RefSeq and is a predicted model, not a curated record.